AUGUCGUCACGCCAGUUCAUUUUACCACCCCCUCCUCCCUUACCACUGUCCACAGACCGGAGCUCCACAAAACGCCGCUCACAAAGUGCACACUUAGAAAUCCUAGACAAAAAAGACUCUGUAGACAAAUCCGUGGGACCAACCUAUUCGGACUACAACAUAUGCUAUGCACCACUUCGAACGGUACGCAACUGGGAGUACAAGUAUCGGAAUAUUCUAGUCUCACACUGGUUACCAAUGGCCGAAAAGAUGCCCACAAGUGUCUCGUGUGAGCCAAAUACAACUUCAGUCACAUCUGUCGCGAGUGACGAUGUGUUGGACACGUGGAUGACAACACGAGGAGCCUCAAGGAAGAAUCGUAAAUCUAACGGACGAAAUGAUCGUCUCAAGCGACCAGCCAAUUUGGUCACUAGAACCAGUUUGCGUGUACGACAAUACUGA
Molecule: messenger RNA, 441 nt
Organism: Echinostoma caproni
Lineage: Eukaryota; Metazoa; Platyhelminthes; Trematoda; Plagiorchiida; Echinostomatidae
Source: the annotation of a GenBank genome assembly